Brassica napus (rape) is the source of this 3060-nucleotide messenger RNA. RefSeq names its product glutathione S-transferase T3-like. The transcript has a single exon. The record is from RefSeq and is a predicted model, not a curated record. Bases 29 to 949 code for a protein of 306 amino acids. Lineage: Eukaryota; Viridiplantae; Streptophyta; Magnoliopsida; Brassicales; Brassicaceae.
CUCCUUUGUUAUUUCAUUCUCCUUAGCCAUGGAUCCAUUUAGUCAAACUUGUAGCUUUCAAAGCCACUUAAACAGUCAACAUCAAAACACCCAACACCCUUAUCAGUCUGUCCCUCGUGAGCCUAGUAUAGAACUCUCUGCGUCUGAUGCCUCUGUGUUCGGUUCACAAUGGACUGAAGAUGGCAACGAAGAUGCAGAGACUGUGUCUGACCGUAAAGAGAGACGUAAAUGGUCACCAACAGAAGAUGGUGUGCUCAUAAGUGCUUGGUUGAACACCUCCAAAGAUCCAGUGGUUGGGAAUGAGCAGAAAGCAAUUGCAUUUUGGAAACAAAUUGCUGCUUAUUUUGCUGCGAGUCCAAAGCUGGCUGGUUUGCAGAAGAGAGAGCUGACGCACUGUAAACAAAGGUGGGGGAAUAUUAAUGAGCGCGUGUGCAAGUUUGUUGGCUGUUAUGAAGCUGCAACGAAACAGAGAUCGAGUGGACAGAACGAGAAUGACGUUUUAAAGAUGGCUCACGAGAUUUUCUACAAUGAUUACAAGGUGAAGUUCACACGGGAGCAUGCAUGGUUGGAGCUUCGCCAUGAUCAGAAAUGGUGUGGAGCCUCUUCUACUAAAGAUAAAGUUCAGUCAAAAAGAAGGAAGUUAGAUGACCAAUCCGCACAGUCUUCAACCUCUGUUGCAGGAAGCCAUGGAGGGGAUGAAGGAAUGGCUCGACCAGUUGGUGUUAAAGCAGCAAAGGCCAAAGGAAAAAAGUCUAUGAGCAAGCCAGCAACUUUGGAAGAAGAAAGAAGGGAGUUUCAGAGCAUGUGGGAGAUUCGGCAGAAGGACUAUGCUCUGAAGAAAAAGCUUAACAAGCAGAAAUUGCUUUACAGCCUAAUUGCCAAUACAGAGCCACUUAGUGAACUAGAAAUUGCUUUGAAAAAUAAGCUUAUUAAUGACAUGAUGGCUUAGUUUCAGUGUCUGGGUUUGUUUCUCUGUAAUGCUUAUGCUUUGUGUUUUCCUUUGUUUCUCUUAAUGCUUUUGGUUUGUGUCUGAGUUUGUUUCUGUGUAACAUUGUGGUCUUUCUUAAUUAAUGCAAAAAUAUUAAUGCUAACCACUUUGCAGUUGAAGUAAGUUCAAACCUGAUCAGUUUUAAUGUUGUUAAAUGUUUAGAGUUGUGUCUGCUUGUGUUCCACCAUUCAUGAUCGAUAUAAAGUAGAAAGAGUUGUGUCUACUUGUCAUUAUAAUAUGGUCUUUUGUUUCAUGAUGGUUUCACUUCUUCUCUCGCUUGCUUAUUGUAUCUUCUUGCUUUUGUUUCAGGUGAAGGCAAGAAAAAAAGUACCGGUUCAUGUGACAUAAGAAGACAAUAGAGGGUGUGGCUUGUGUUGUACAUGUGACAUAAGAGGACAAUAGAGGGUCCUUUGUUGUUGUAUAAAAAGCAGUAUACAUGGGACAUAAGAAGACAAUAGAGGACAUAUGAUGUAUCUUUUGUUGUACAUGUGACAUAAGAAGAUAUCUGAUGUAUCUUUUGUUGUAACCAGUUGUUGUCGUGUUGUCUUGGUAUAUGUAUUGUGUAUCUCGUGAGUAGACAACUUGUGUGAUACGCUUUCUUUAUAAGUGGUUCCGAACCUUCAUGUUUUCUUUAUAAGUUGUACCGACCAAAACAAAACAACAACAACACGAGAGAGAGCAAAUGGCAUCUUUCUUCACAUUUCUUCACAUCUUUAAGUAUUUCCAAAUCUUUAAGAUUUUGUUCUUCACAUCUUUCUUCACAUUUCUUUCUUAAAUGACAUCUUCUUCUUCUAAUAAUUUCGAAAAAAUAGAGGAAAGAUUCGACCAAAUUUUCGAUCAACAAUUCGAAAAUCUUCUCAUUCAUCAUGGUCAGCAUUAAGAAGCAUCAAAGUAAAAAAAACGAGCCUACGUCGAAAGAGAACGAGAACAAGGACACAUGCAGUUAUGGAAUGAUUAUUUUAUUGAAGAUGCAACAUAUCCUUCUCACAUGUUUCGACGCCGUUUUCGAAUGAACAAGCCCUUGUUCAUGUGUAUUGUUGAUCGACUCUCCGCUGAUAUCUCAUACUUUCAACAAAGAAGAGAUGCUACUGGAAGGUUAUGUCACUCUCCUUUACAAAAAGCAACGGCAACAAUUCGUAUGAUGGCAUAUGGUUACCCAGCUGAUGCGGUCGACGAAUACCUCUAAAUUGGUGAGACCACUGCGCUUUUAUGCUUGGAACAUUUUGUUCAAGGAAUCAUAAAUUUAUUUGGAGAUGAGUAUCUAAGAAAACCCACGCCAGAAGAUCUUCAACGACUAUUCGAUAUUGGAGAGAUACACGGAUUUCCCGGGAUGAAUAGGAAGCAUUGAUUGUAUACAUUGUGAGUGGAAGAAUUGUCCGACCGCAUGGAAAGGUCAAUAUACACGUGUAUCAGGAAAGCCAACAAUUGUUUUAGAGGUUGUGGCUUCACAAGAUCUCUGGAUAUGUCAUGCGUUUUUCGGACCUCCAGGUAAAUUAAAUGAUGUUAAUAUUUUUGAUCGAUCACCAGUUUUUGAUGAUAUAUUACAAGGUCGAGCUCCAAAAGUGAAUUACAUUGUCAACGGACACGAGUACCAUUUGGCUUACUAUCUCACAGAUGGUAUUUAUCCAAAAUGGGCUACUUUUGUCCAAUCUAUUCCACUUCCACAACGUCCGAAAGCAUCCUUAUUCGAUACACAUCAAGAAGCUGUACGUAAAGAUGACGUGCGUGCUUUUGGGGUCUUGCAAGCUCGAUUUGCCAUAGUCAAAAAUCCAACUCUUUUGUGAGAUAAAAUAAAAAUUGGAAAGAUAAUGAGAGCAUGUAUCAUUAUGCAUAAUAUGAUAGUAGAAGAUGAACGAGAUGGGUACACUCAGUUUGAUGUUUCAGUUUUCACACAACCAGAAUCAAACCGAAGUUCACAAGUGGAUUUCACGUAUUCUAUAGAUAUGCCUUUAAAUAUCGGCAAUAUGAUGAGCAUUCGGAAUCGAGUUCGUGAUAAAACAAUACAUCAACAAUUGAAAGCUGAUUUGGUUGAGAAUAUAUGGCAAAAAUUUGGAACAAAUAAAUAUUUCAAC